Messenger RNA from Hymenoscyphus albidus, 3302 nucleotides. The record is from the annotation of a GenBank genome assembly. NCBI's taxonomy places the organism in Eukaryota, Fungi, Ascomycota, Leotiomycetes, Helotiales, Helotiaceae.
GAACCGCCACAUCAUGAAAUGGCAUCACAGCUGUUCCCUUCGCUUUGGACUCGAAAUCAUCGUGUCCUUACACUCUGUACCGGCUGACUUCAAGAUCCUCGAAUGGUUCUCUAUUCCGAUUGUCACCUCAAGCUUACGGUCGCAAGCCAGAAACAGGAAAAGCUAGCACAACCACACUUUUUGCCCCUCCAAUGUCAAGUGUCAACUUUGGGGGAAGGAUUUGGCCUCGGGUGGCGUUUCUCCACGAUAUGUUUUCUUCCGAUGUCAUCAGUGCCAAUCAUUUGAAGCAGUACGCACGACGACAAGUGCGUCUCAAUACUUGAUAAAUGGUGCAAUCGGUCCGUGUGGUUUACAGGACAAUUGGUUUGUGGAAAAUCAUUGCCUCUUCAGAUACCGGUACCUCUAAGGUGAAAUUUAUCUUAAGGGAAUCACUUUUGUUGUUUCUAUUUCCAUGCUUGCCUAUUCCACACAUUCAAUUCACUGUCAUUGACCAUAUCGCUGAUUUGGCUGCUUGUGUAUGCAGAGUUUGAAAAUGUCCGACCCAUUCAGCUCGGAUGGGAGUUUCCGCUCACCAUGAUUUCAUUUAAUGGCCGAGGGUUAGGUUAGAAAUACGUCACUUAUGUUGCUGAACUAUUUCCGUUUAUUUCAUUUUGAGAAGAUCGCUUGUUUUAAUUUAUGUAUGGGCAGUUUAGGGGGUGUGCCAUCUUGCCGCAAUCUCCCAUUGUUGAAAUUCCCAAUCUGGGUUAUGAACAUUAUAUAUUGCCUACCAAUACACUAGGGUGCAGGAUUUGCAUGGCAUUUCCCCUGUCGUACAGAUAGGGGAGCACAACAUGUUAUUCAUUGGCAAGCAUACCGAUUGGCUGGUUCACUGGUAGUCCUUAUGUUGAAGCACAUCCACUUUGCUUUCUAUUGUCUUCAGUUUUGGGGCUUGGAUUAGAGUUCAAUAGUAGGGUUCAACCCUCUUGCCCAUCACUCUCACAGAUCAUCCUUCAACUACAUACUUAACGCUGGGUGCCCUAAUUUAUUUAUCCCGUCUUCCACUCUUAACCUUUGCUUCAACACAUCUUCACGCUUCGCAUAGCUUAUCUGCCAAAUAUGGAGGACCUCAAGCAACACCAUUCUGCAACCGGAUCUGCAGGAACCUCAACUGAUCCAGGCGAUAAUGAGAAACACAUUGGUAUUGUGGUUGAGCAUGCCUCUGGAAAAUCUUCUCCAGGCCUUCCUGAAGAUCCCGAUGCCCAUUUGAGCGAUUCUGAGAAAGCUGAAAUCGUAGGUCUCUUGAGGUAAAGUAACCAGUUUAUACACAUCUAACUGUAUUCCAGGAUCGAAAGCUGUUAUGGAAGCUAGACUUGCAGUUAAUCCCUUGGGUAAGUUGUCAUCUUCACUUUUGAGCAGUGGUGGUCUCUAACUUCUAGGCAGCUUUGCGUAUUGUACCUCCUCUCCUUCCUGGAUCGAACCAAUAUCGGAAAUGCAAAGAUCCAAGGAUUGCAAAAGAGUCUGGGAGGCAUGUCUACGGGUCGCUAUAAUGCUGCACUUACAAUCUUCUUCGUCUCAUAUGCGCUGUUUGAACCUCUUGCGAACAUCCUUCUCAAGCGACUUCGCCCGUCCAUCUUCAUUCCCAUUAUCAUGUAUGACAACAAAUCCUCAGCUUUGACUUCACUCCUAAUGAUAUGACAGGAUACUCUGGGGCGCUUGUAUGCUUUCCAUGGGCUUUAUCAAGAAUUGGAAUGGAUUAAUGGUCGCUCGCUUCUGUCUUGGACUCACAGAAGCUGGCUUAUAUCCCGGUGUGAACUACUUCUUGAGCUGUUGGUACAAGAGACAGGAGUUCGGAAUCAGAGCAGUAAGUCAUCACCUUCAAAUUGCAUGCCUCACGCGCACAAGUGCGGCAUGGUCUUGGCUCUAUGAUUGUACUGAUUCACGUCCAGGCAAUAUUCUUUUCUGCAGCUGCAGUCUCGGGUUCAUUUGGUGGUCUUCUCGCAGCAGCGAUUAGUAAGAUGAAUGGUCUGGCCGGUUUACAAGGAUGGGCUUGGAUCUUUGUCAUUGAAGGUUUGGCUACUAUCUUGAUUGGAAUUGUAUCAUUCUGGUUGGUACAUGAUUUCCCAGAUACGGCGACUUUUCUGUCAGAGCAGGAUCGGGCUAGAGUUAUUCGUCGGCUCAAGCUGGAUAAUCAGUCGAGCGCUGAACAUGAGGAGUUCAAGAUGGCGUAUCUCUAUGCGGCUCUCAAGGAUUAUAAGAUGUACAUCGGGAUGUUUAUGUGUAAGUCAAUUCCCUUUCAUUUAUAUGGAAUGUCUCUGGAAUAAAAGCAAAAACUAAUGUAUCUAGUUGCUGGAUGUGCCAUGCCGUUAUACGGAUUCUCUCUUUUCCUUCCCUCGAUCAUCACCAGCAUGGGCUACAAAAACCCUACAACUGCCCAACUGAUGUCCGUCCCUCCAUACGCGUGCGCUGCCGCUCUUACAAUUGGUGUCGGAUUUUAUGCAGAUAAAACCGGCCGUCGAGGUAUUUGCAAUAUGGUGGUACCCCUCAUUGGCAUCGUGGGGUUUGCUUUACUUCUUGGAUCCCAUGAUGCACAUGUCAAAUAUGGUGGCACUUUCUUAGCGGCCCUUGGUAUUUACCCUUGCAUUGCAAAUACCAUUUCUUGGGUCAGCAAUAAUAUUGAAGGCGUUUACAAGCGUGGAAUUGUUAUAGGAUUUGUUGUUGGGUUUGGAAAUUUGAAUGGUGUUGUUAGCAGCAAGUAAGUAUUCUCUCUAUAUCAACCCACAAUGUUGAAUCCAUUGGAACCACUUUCAAAAGCAGAAUACGAUGUUAAUACUGCAAAGCAUAUUCUUCAAGGCUCCACAAUACGUCGCCGGUCAUGGUGUAAUUCUCGCCUACAUGACAACCUGUCUCCUCGGCUCCAGUCUCCUUAUGCAUGUCCUCCUCAAGCGCGAGAAUGCAGCUAGACGUGCGGGGAAGCGAGACCAUCUCGUUGAAGGCAAAACGGAAGCGGAGGCGGAAGCUAUGGGCGAUAUGCGGCCUACCUUUAUUUACACAAUCUGAUCUGGGGGCUGGGUCUCGUUGAUGAGUGGGAAAAACAGUCACAGUUUUGUUUGCUGCGCCUGUUUCUCCUUGCAGGUUGUUGAUUGAUUUCUUUUGUUGGAAAAUGGAGUUCUUUUGGUCAAUUUGGCUAUCGAAAUUACGGUGGUUCUUUGGAUGUGCAUUAGCUGCUUUAGAUGUGAUGACAUUGGAAGCUUUCGAGCGGGAGACCCGGGCUGGUGUAGACAUACGCAUAGAGAUGAAUCCAUGCGAUGAUGAUUCAAUCUGAU